Molecule: messenger RNA, 382 nt
Organism: Oppiella nova
Lineage: Eukaryota; Metazoa; Arthropoda; Arachnida; Sarcoptiformes; Oppiidae
Source: the annotation of a GenBank genome assembly
GUAGCAGUGUUCAUAUUCUUAAGCACAGGCAUAGUGUACAACCUCCUCAUUAAGGUAUCUUAAAUAUCACUUCACUGCCAGCCCCGCUGCUACUAGUCCUCUACCAGUCCUCCUAACAGAACUGUAACACAAACACACAUUUUUUGUUGGCUUUUGAAUAAAAAACUGUUAGAAAUCAUAUCGUUGCAAAAUGGUUGAUCAGGCAGUUUUGGACAAAUUGGACGCCGGGUUCAAGAGAUUGCAGGACUCGAAGGACUGUCACUCGUUGCUCAAGAAGUAUCUGACCCAAGAUGUCUUCGAUAAGCUUAAGUCCCGUAAGACAGCGAUGGGCGCAACCCUUUUGGAUGUCAUCCAAUCUGGUUUCAAUUUAAUACAAAUGUAA